GGUUAUGUGCUAAAUGUGUGUUAACUCCAAGACCUGGAGCCUGUAGGUGGGAUGCGAGCGUUGUCAAGGCGACAAGCUGGGGGGCGGGGCCUGGAGCAUCAUCUCAGAGAGCUGUGAGAGAGAGCGAGAGAGAGAGAGAGAGAGAGAGAGAGAGAGAGCUGUGUGUGUGUGAGAGAGAGAUGCCUAUGCGAAUGAGGGGAGAAACGCGCAGCAUCUCAUCCCGACGCCGGAGCACUACGCCUCCCAUCAGCGCUGUAAACAUGCAGAUGGAUGGACAGACACGCUGAUGGAUUAACAAGAUGAACUCACAAUGAAAGGCAGCUGGGGUGAGAGAGAGAAAGCAGAUUUUCGUUAAACAGAGACAAAACCUCGCGCUAUUUUAAGCCCUGGAGUCUCGGAUCAGAGGCGCUGCGUUUGGAUGAAGAGAUCAGAUCCGGCUAUUCACUUUCGCCUUGUUUCCUGUCAGCCUCAUCAUACAGGGCGAUCUGUCUCUGUAGACAGGAUUCCUCUCAGCAAAAACAACUCGUAUUAAAGGCAUUUGACAGAUGCUUGAUAAAGGCUUUUCAGUUAACAUGAGAAUAUUUGGAGUUUGGCAGUGAAAGGAAGAGCACAGGCGAGGUAAAUACAGACUGUCCAGUGCACACGACACGACACACAAAUCAAGGAUUUCUGUCACCUCCUGAUCUUCUCAUCAUCAGGACUCCCAAGCAUGAUUUUCGGUGUGACCAACCCCAUGAGUACAGUGUCGGGCAAUGGAACGUAACAGACUUUUCCUCGUUGACCUUUGCCACAUCACAGCAACCUGCCAGGGCUGAGAUCACUACUGGCAACACUUCGUCUUCGUCCCUGUCCCUUCUGUUCACCUGACCCCCUAUUCCUGUCCUCUCUGUCCACAGCAUCUUGUCUACCUAAAAAAAGCACGCCUCUUACACUCUAUCCUGGCGCCAACCUAGUGGAUAAUCACUUCACCUACCCCCUUCUUGAUUUGAAGGAUAAAAAAACCAGAAAUGGCAAAAGCAGUCAUGCGCCCACCGCGCUGGUACAAGAAGGACUCGGGCUGUGCCCGCAGAUUGGAUACUCUCAGCUGCGUUUAUGUCCUGUGCAUAGCACUGUGGCUGACUCUAGGUGCGUGUCAGCGCUCUGAACCCAGCGCCAAACACCCGAUUGUCAGCACCAACUAUGGAAAGCUGCGUGGACUCAAAAAAGAACUAAAUAAUGAGAUAUUGGGUCCUGUGGAGCAGUACCUGGGCGUACCCUAUGCCACACCGCCCAUCGGAGACCGCCGGUUUCAGCCCCCAGAGGCGCCCGGUUCGUGGCCUGAAGUGCGCAACGCUACUCAGUUCGCACCCGUGUGCCCACAGAACCUCCACGGCGUGCUGCCUGAGAUCAUGCUGCCCGUGUGGUUCACUGACAGCCUGGAUGUGGCUGCUACUUACAUUCAGAACCAGAGCGAAGACUGCCUCUAUCUGAACGUCUACGUGCCCACCGAGGACGGUCCACUCACAAAAAAACACGAUGAAUCUACAAUGAACCGGCCACGAGACGAAGAUAUUCGUGACCGCAGGAAGAAACCUGUCAUGCUAUUCAUUCAUGGCGGCUCAUACAUGGAAGGAACUGGAAACAUGUUUGACGCAAGCGUGCUGGCAGCUUACGGCAAUGUCAUUGUGGUCACCAUGAACUACAGACUGGGAGUGCUAGGGUUUCUCAGUACUGGAGAUCAAUCUGCUAAAGGGAACUAUGGGCUGUUGGACCAGAUCCAGGCUCUACGCUGGCUCAAUGAGAAUAUUGGCCAUUUUGGAGGAGAUCCAGAGCGCAUCACUAUAUUUGGCUCAGGAGCUGGAGCCACUUGCAUCAACCUGCUAAUCCUCUCCCAUCACUCUGAGGGUAAGAGUCCUGCAGGCCUCUUCCAGAGAGCUAUUGCCCAGAGUGGAUCAGCCAUCUCCAGCUGGUCCAUCAACUAUCAGCCGCUGAAGUACACCAAGACACUGGCAGGAAAGGUCGGCUGCUCAUACAGUGAGACAGCUGAUCUGGUAGACUGCCUGAGGAGAAAAAGUUUCAGGGAGCUAGUGGAUCAGGAUAUACAACCCGCACGCUAUCACGUCGCCUUCGGCCCUGUGGUGGAUGGAGAUGUGGUGCCUGAUGACCCAGAGAUUCUCAUGCAGCAGGGGGAGUUCCUGAAUUAUGACCUUUUGAUUGGCGUGAACCAGGGAGAGGGGCUCAAGUUUGUGGAUGAUGGUGGCUCAGAAAGUGAGGAGGGAAUUUCAGCUGCAGCCUUCGAUUACACUAUCUCCAACUUUGUGGACAACCUCUAUGGAUAUCCUGAAGGUAAAGACAUCUUGAGGGAGACCAUCAAAUUUAUGUACACAGACUGGGCAGACCGUGAUAAUGGUGAAAUGCGCCGUAAGACCCUUCUAGCAUUAUUCACAGACCACCAGUGGGUGGCUCCAGCUGUGGCCACUGCCAAGUUGCAUGCAGAUUACCAGUCCCCGGUGUAUUUCUACACAUUUUAUCACCACUGCCAGACAGAGACACGGCCUGAGUGGGCAGACGCUGCACAUGGGGAUGAGAUCCCAUAUGUGUUUGGCGUACCCAUGAUCGGAGCAACAGACCUGUUCCCCUGCAACUUCUCCAAGAACGACGUCAUGCUCAGUGCAGUGGUCAUGACCUACUGGACCAACUUUGCCAAGACUGGGGAUCCUAACCUGCCAGUGCCCCAGGACACCAAGUUCAUCCACACAAAACCAAACCGCUUUGAGGAGGUCAUCUGGACCAAGUUCAACUCUAAGGACAAGCAAUACCUGCAUAUCGGCUUGAAGCCACGGAUACGCGACAACUACCGUGCCAACAAGGUGGCCUUCUGGCUGGAGCUGGUGCCUCACCUACAUAACUUGCAUGAGGAACUAAUGAGCUCCAGUACCACCCGCCUUCCCCCACGGCCUCCGCACUGGAAGAGCCCUGAUGCCCGUGCCACACGCCCACCAUACCCCACCUUCCCUCCAGAUCCGGAUCUCGAGGGCUCAGAGCGGCCACGUUUUUCUCCAUUUCCAAAUGAUGUACGUGACUACUCCACUGAGUUGAGCGUCACAGUGGCAGUGGGCGCAUCUCUGCUGUUCCUCAACAUCCUGGCAUUUGCUGCACUGUACUAUAAACGAGACCGGCGGCAUGAGGCACGGCGUCACCGCCUAUCCCCACAGCGUGGCGUGCCAGCCAAUGACCUGGCACACAGCCAAGAAGAGGAGCUCAUGUCUCUGCAGAUGAAGCGCUCUGAGCAGCGUGAUGUGGAGCCACUGCGACCAGCAUGUCCACCGGACUACACUCUGGCACUACGGCGAGCACCAGAUGAUGUUCCUCUUAUGACUCCUAACACCAUCACCAUGAUACCUAGCAGCAUCGCAGGCAUGCAGCAGCUCCACGCCUUCAGCGCCUUCCCCUCCACCACUGGCCAUAACAACACACUGCCUCACCAGCACUCCACCACUCGUGUAUAGUACUGCCCACUUUGCCUGUCCCUUCUCCAUCUUUCUCUCUCAUACUCCCUGGUGAAGAAGUACAAUAGGGCCUCCUGGUGGUCCUCUUAUAGACACACAUGAACAGCAAGAAUGAGCUGUAAAUGUUGGAAUUAAGGAAACUGCUUUUUCUGAUGAGACAAGGCUACAAUUAGCAAGGACACUGUCUAUUAAUGGUUGCUUUGGGAUUUUUUUCCACAAUGCUCUAAAUGGAAAGGAAUAGUCCAUCAGGGAAAACAUGACUGUCAUGAAUGGUCUGAUGCAUAGAGAUAGAUAGAGAGAGAAAGAAUGUUGGAUUUUUCUAGUUUUCUUUUGCUCUUUCCUCACUAGGCUGAAAGACAACAUUUAUCAGCCCUACAUUUCUUCUCUCAACAGAUUCCUCUGGUGUUUUUUGUCUUUUUGCUCUACUCCCGCUAUAAUUUUUUGUCUUUUCUCUCAUCGCACUACAUCUUUGUCCUCAUCAAAUCCUUUGAACAUGCACUGUGAUCUAGUGUAAUGCACAGGGGAGUCAUUUUAUACACAACAUAUGUGUAAUAAGCAAAUGAUACACAACAACACAUGAUUCUGUUCUUUCUACCAGCAGUUUUGGUGCCAAGUACUAUAGUGUACCCAUGCAACAAGAUACAAAAAAGUCUGAGAAAAUAACAACAUUGAUCUGGCAACAGAAAGAAAUUUACAAGUGCCAGCCUGCUUACUCUCUUAUCAUAUAUUUGGGUUGUCUUAUUUGUUCCCCUUUUUUGUAAGUGAAAUUAAGUGUCUUUCUCAAAGGC
Molecule: messenger RNA, 4276 nt
Organism: Ictalurus furcatus (blue catfish)
Lineage: Eukaryota; Metazoa; Chordata; Actinopteri; Siluriformes; Ictaluridae
Gene: nlgn2a
Product: neuroligin 2a
Exons: 9
Coding region: 1008-3488 (826 amino acids)
Biological process (GO): modulation of chemical synaptic transmission; chemical synaptic transmission; neuron cell-cell adhesion
Cellular component (GO): cell surface; postsynaptic specialization membrane; synapse
Molecular function (GO): neurexin family protein binding; signaling receptor activity
Source: RefSeq, a predicted model, not a curated record